GCCUGAGACUGAGUAAGCACAUUAAUUACAGCCAGUUGAAUGCAUUAUGCCACAUUAGAGGGCUACAUAGCAGAUCUUAAGAGAACGUUCUGUCAGCUCACGAUACAUUUAUCAAGCAAUAUCCGAAAAUAUUCGUGCCUAAAAAAAACAGAUUGCCUUACAUUUUCAAACAGGAUGAAAAAAGGGUCAUCAAUGAAGAAAAGGAACACUCUCAAAAACCCCAAGUUGAUGAUUCACAUAACAUAGCUAUCUAUCUUAGAAAAGUACAUGAUGGUUCUAGUUUAUAUGGAGAAGAUAGAACCACAGAGAAGGUCGUGGAGUUCCUUGCUAUUCUAAAGAAAUUGCCAGUUUACAGAACAACUUAUGAACAUUACUUUGUAUAUAAGAUGCUGAAGAAAUUUCCAGAAUUAACUUCUCAGCUCAGUGAUGAACAUCUGAGAAAGUUGAGCAAGAACAUUGUAUCUGAAACCUGGGUCAAAGGCAGCACAGUGAUUGGCAAUGAUGGAUUUUACAUCAUACUGAAAGGACUGGCUCGACCUUGCAUAAGGGUUCUUAGACAUCUGAUUGAAGAGAAAGACCCAGUAAUCUCUUUAAUACCUAAGGAAAGCUUUGUUUUAGAUGCUGAAUUAAAAGACUCUACAGAGGCGGUUUUGUACCUACCGUCAGAGGACUUAAAGCUGACACAGUGGAAUACUUUUGGAUCCCUGGACAUUACACCCGAGACUGAGUUAGAUGGUGCUCCAUUCUCAAUCAUGACAGAAGAGGAUUGUGAAAUCCUUAAAAUCCCUGCAAAGGAAUAUGAAAAGGUAAAAUUAGAAAAAAUAAAAUGUGAAAAUACACAAAAGUUGAAAUUAAUCCAAAAGUGUCCUUUUUAUAAAGACUGGCCUAAUUUGUCCAUAUAUGAUCUAGUUGCACUUAGUAAGUGGAAAAAAUUUCCUCCUGGUCAUGUGCUAGUGGAAAGUGGAACUGUCAUUUCGUUUGUGGGCUUCAUUAAUUCUGGAUAUUGUAACAUAUAUAGAAAUAUUAUAGGACUUGGGAAGCGACGAUUAAACCAAGUGAAAAAAUUUAAGAAGCUUGUGUACAUGGGUAAACUUAAGGAGAAGGAGUCCUUUGGUGAGAUCAGUGUUCUUCUUCAAGCUCCUUCCACAUGCACAAUUAUUACUGGACAAGAGGUUGAGAUGGUAAUUAUCGAAGACAAAGACAUACUUGGUAAAUACACGUGUCUUAACUCUCAUACCAUUUAA
Nannospalax galili (Upper Galilee mountains blind mole rat) is the source of this 1244-nucleotide messenger RNA. RefSeq names its product cyclic nucleotide binding domain containing 1 (gene Cnbd1). NCBI's taxonomy places the organism in Eukaryota, Metazoa, Chordata, Mammalia, Rodentia, Spalacidae. The transcript has 12 exons. The annotation marks the transcript as partial. The record is from RefSeq and is a predicted model, not a curated record.